Molecule: messenger RNA, 2100 nt
Organism: Akanthomyces muscarius
Lineage: Eukaryota; Fungi; Ascomycota; Sordariomycetes; Hypocreales; Cordycipitaceae
Exons: 6
Coding region: 1-2100 (699 amino acids)
Biological process (GO): positive regulation of transcription by RNA polymerase II
Cellular component (GO): nucleus
Molecular function (GO): zinc ion binding; DNA-binding transcription factor activity, RNA polymerase II-specific; transcription cis-regulatory region binding
Source: RefSeq, a predicted model, not a curated record
AUGCGCCGGCAAGUGCAGCCGCACAAGGGCCGGGAUCCGGCCCGGCGUUUCACACGCAACCGGCUUUCUCGGGGCCGGGGAUUGAGAGAAACAACUGGAUGUCUGACCUGCCGCCGUCGCCACGUCAAGUGUGACGAGGCCAAGCCUAAAUGCAAGGCUUGUUCGCGCAUUGACAAACCUUGUGCCUGGCCAGAUGCUGCCCCUUCAGUGUCAGAUAUUGAUGGAGAAAAAAGUACAUCCACGCAAAGUAGGCAGGACAGCCAUGAUACAGCUGUCCAAGAAACCGAGUCGGCAGAAUACUCGGUGUCUACAGAUCGCCAACCCCAGGCUGAAACUUCUGAGAAUGGCUUUGCGUCACCAGGCUGCAAUGUACUAGAGCUGUCUCCAGUCACGAGCCCAAAUUCGCAAAGAAACGCGACCGAAAGAUGGUCAGAUAGGAGUGAUCUUGCAGCUCGCGUCUCCAAUGUGACAACCCAAAGCCAUACAAACCCCACACCAGUAAUACACACUGAUCCAUUACAACGCUCACUAUCAUCUACCCAUGGAGACAACUCUCCCGGCGCAGAUAGAGCGACAGAGUACAUUCUUUCGCCCAGUUCGAUACAGUCCAUACCACAGACACUGGGCGCCUCGCCCAAUCUUCAUUCUCUCGGACCAUUCACCAACGACUGGACACAUGCCGACUCUGCUGCGCAGCAGAGCUUCAAUGUUGACGAUGCUGCCUCGGCUUGGGCCAGCUUACUACUGCGAGAUGCCUCGUCACGGAUAGACGGUGGCGGUGACACUGGACUGGAGCUGCCGGGCCUCGAUCUAAAUGGCGCGCUUGGGCCGUCCAUACGGCCGUUGCCGCCUGCGCCUGCGGUUCGAGUCAGCGACCAACAACAAGGGGGCACAUUUACUGCGGAACGGCCAGCAAUUCAAGGCUCUUCCUUGGGAGCUCAUGCUACCGGGCUCCAAUACGAGCAUGACAAGCCUUGGCAGUCGUCUGUGUCGUUGAAGCUGGAGAAGCACGAGUACCUCCUCUUCCACGACUUUGUACAGAAUUUGAGUCUCUGGAUGGACUUCUUUGACCCUCAAAGACCAUUUGGUACAAUUGUUCCGCAUCUAGCUAUGAGAAACGUUGGCCUCAUGAAUGCCAUUCUGGCCCUGUCCAUACGACACCUAUCUCUCAACGUCCGGUUCCAACCAAAGGACAGCCGCCCGCAAGAUCCCCUCGACGCCCUUCCCUUUUACUUCAUGACACUGCACUACAUUCGCGAAGCGAUGCAGUAUGACUCGUACAAGAGCAGCCUCGAGCUGCUCGCCACCGCAUCCAUCGUCUCGGCGUACGAGAUGCUCGACGGAUCCAGCACGGACUGGGAGCGCCACCUGCGCGGCCUGUCCUGCAUACAGCACUCGCAGGGCAUCCACGGCGACUCGGGCGGGCUCAAGCAGGCCGUCUGGUGGACGUGGCUGUGCCAGGACGUAUGGGCCGCCUGGCGCGAGGGGCGGAAACCGCUGACGACGUGGCGGCCCGACAAGCAGCUGUCGGAGCUCGACAACUUUGAGCUUGCGGCGCGCUCGGUGUAUCUUUUUGCGCAGACGGUCGGUUUCUGCUCCAAGGAGGAGAUUGCGCUGGGCCAGCAGGAUGCGAAGGCGAGACUGGCCAAGGCGCAGGGCCUGCAGCUGUCGCUGAACAGAUGGCACAAAUGCUUACCUCCGGAUUUCAACUCUCUCCCGCUGGACACUUCGACUUAUGAUGGGGUCUUUGAGCCAAUGUGGAUACAUCCGCCUAAUUUUGGUGUCGCGGUGCAGCUUUACCACUGCUCUCGCGUGUUGAUCUUGACAAACUCGCCAUGUCUGGGCGGCAUGGCCGAGUAUCAGAAGCAGCGUAAGGAACUUGACCAGCACAUUGGGUCAAUAUGCGGGAUUGCCGUGCAUCUAAAGGGCGAUCCUGAGAGCGUAAUGUGUUCCCAGGCUUUAUUUAUCGCCGGUCUAUUUAUAAUUGAGCAACGACAGCGCGAAGCUGUUUUGGAAAUGCUUGAAAGCUGUUGGCGACGUGCUGGUUGGCCACAUGAAUCUUUGUCUGUCGAACUCCAGCGUCGAUGGAACGAGGAUUAA